CGCGCAGCUGGCCAACUGCAAGAGAAUCUUGGCACCUUAUGUGCAUUUUUUUCCUUGUUGACCUUGUAAGAUGUUUCAUGUUUUAAUUUUGUGUUUCUACAAGUGCUAACAUUUUUGGGGCCUAUGCACAUGCUACACAGCGCAUCGAGUCGCUGCACUAUCUGUAAACAGUGCCGGUGCCGUCUCUCCAUCUGCAACAAGCAGAAUUGCACAAAUUAAUGGGCCGCCGCUAAACGUCCAGCAUGGAGGUGAAGCUGAAGAGCGCCGCGGCACCCGACCGCAGCCCUGUGACAGUGCGCACGCAUGCGGGUGCCACGGCCGACAGUCUGCUGGGUGCCUUCUGCCACGACAUGGGCCAAGACUACGACCCGCGGCUGGCACUCUACACGCGCUCCAACGAGCCCCUGCGCGGGGGGGCGUCGCUGCAUGCGAUGCGCGUGCAGCCGGGUGACACGCUGUACGUGCGCUAUCAGCGCUCGCCGCACCUGUUCCUCGCCAACUGGGGACUGCUGGGCGUCAUCUGCGCCGUGCUCGGACUCCUCGGCCUGCUACUCGUGUCCAUGGCUUACGGGCUGACGGGAGGCCGUGUGCCCUUCGUGCACGGCGUCGUGGUGGACGCCGGCUCGAGUCACAGCCAGGCCACGCUCUACUACUGGGAAGGCGCCAAGUACCUGGGCACCGGCCGCGUUGUCCAGGUGGACUUCCGUGAAAUCGAUGGCGGUAUCAGCAGUCUUGGGCCGCGCCAAACGGGCCCGGCACUAGAGCGCGCCGUGAACGAGGUGCGCGGAGAGCUUGAAGCACCUGUCUUCCUCGGCGCCACCGCGGGCAUGCGGGUGCUCAACCUCACCAACCCGAUGGAGGCCGAUGCCAUCCUCAUGGCUGUGGAGUGUGCACUGAAGCCACUAGGCCUGCAGCGGGCAACCAUCCUGAGUGGCCACGAUGAGGGCCUCUUUGCCUGGCUCUCCACCAACUACUUAUUCGAAGUGAUCCCCCCGAAAUCGGGAUCUCCUAUGACCCUCGGUGCCUUGGACCUUGGAGGAGCAUCUACGCAAAUAUCUUAUGCUGUUGAGUCUGAUAUAUCAGGUGACGAUGUCAGCAGCCUGCAGCUAUAUGGCGAGCGCUAUAAUGUCUUCUCAGUGUCAUACCUCUGCUAUGGAGUGAACGAGCUGCAUAGAAGGUACCUGGCCCAGAUAGUGACUCAGCAGGACUAUGCGACAACUGUGAGGAGCCCAUGUCACAACUCUGGCUUCAGCUUCAAUGCUACAGCAGAGGAGGUGUUUGACAACUAUUGCACGAAGACCUCUGCGAGUGAGCUCUGGCUACAGCAGAAUCCCAAUGCAGUUUUCACAUUUAUUGGGAAUGGCACGAGUGCUGGAUGUCAAGAGACCAUUAAACAGCUGUUGGACCCCAGCGAGUGCAAAAAAAACUACACUAGCUGCAUGGAGAAGCCUGCAGUUCCCGUGCCAUAUGACAUGAAGUUUGUUGGUGUUUCUGCAUACUACUACACUCUCAAGGCCCUCAACUCUACAGGCAAGCCCCUUAGUACCUUUGUUAAUGCCUCAGACUGGAUCUGCUCUGCUCCAUGGCGUGAGGCUGUGAAGACUGGCAUCCCCGAGCGAUUCCUCUCUCGCUACUGCCUGCAAUCUAUGUAUAUCCGUGAUCUACUGCUGGAUAAGUACGGAUUCUCUGACAAGACUUGGCCCAACCUGUCAUUUGAAAAGACGGCCAAUGGCUAUGAAUUAGGCUGGUCGCUGGGUUUCAUGAUCAAUGCUACAAAUGCCAUCCCCGCUGCCAAGCCAUCAACACCCAGCAUUGGCCUCAACCUUUUUGUUUUGCUCGUGGUGCUCUUCACUCUCCUCCUGGUGCUGGCGAUGGUCUUCCUCCUGCUGGCACGCAAGCAGUCUCGGGCUCGGCGCAACCCUCCGACCUAGGCCAUCAUCAGGGGAGGCAGCAGCAUCAGCAGCAGCAAUGGGAGACUCACUGCCACACAGACAGACUGGUCGCUCAGCUCUUCGUCCACUGCAAUGCAAAUGAGCUUCCUGAUGCAUACUCCUUGUUAUGCAACACUCAGACGCGGUGCACAACCCUGCACCCUGCAGGUGCCGGUUGCUCAAGUGCACCGCUCUCUUUCUCAAGAAACCAUUUAUUCACUUGUGCCUUUACAGUGGGCAUGGCCUUUUAUACAAUUUACACAUUUUGAUGGAAUGUAUAUCUUUAUCAACUGUUGGAAAACAGCUCUCUAUUGUUAAAUGGUAAAACCACAUCAUAAUCAAAGCAGCAAGUGAGCUUAUAUGAAAUGUUAUGAGAUUACAAUUGUUUUUAUAAUUCA
Messenger RNA from Dermacentor andersoni, 2329 nucleotides. It is a transcript of the gene NTPase, whose product is annotated as ectonucleoside triphosphate diphosphohydrolase NTPase. The record is from RefSeq and is a predicted model, not a curated record. Gene Ontology annotation, biological process: nucleoside diphosphate catabolic process. Gene Ontology annotation, cellular component: plasma membrane. Gene Ontology annotation, molecular function: GDP phosphatase activity; ribonucleoside triphosphate phosphatase activity; UDP phosphatase activity. NCBI's taxonomy places the organism in Eukaryota, Metazoa, Arthropoda, Arachnida, Ixodida, Ixodidae.